Camelina sativa (false flax) is the source of this 1568-nucleotide messenger RNA. Its product is annotated as putative F-box protein At1g30930. The record is from RefSeq and is a predicted model, not a curated record. NCBI's taxonomy places the organism in Eukaryota, Viridiplantae, Streptophyta, Magnoliopsida, Brassicales, Brassicaceae. Gene Ontology annotation, molecular function: protein binding.
AAUUGAGUCUGUCUGUCUGUGCGAUUUGUAUUCUUAUCGAAACAUCUUUCUCCGUCGGGUCGGGAUCAUGGAUAGCUCAAAACCUUUUGAUUCCAUUCCAGAUGAUCUCCUCAUCAAGAUACUAUCGAAAUUGCCAGCAAAAUCUAUAGCUAGGUGUCGUUAAACUUGUCUCUAACCAGGUCCAAAGCUCGUCGACGACGACUCUUAAUUGGGGUAAAACAACCACAAGACGGUGAGUGGAGCUUUUACUCAACUCUUCAGCCUCAGAAUCCAUGUAAGAAGUCUUCUCUUGUAGUAUCAUCCGCCGCUGAUUUUCAUAUCAAGUUCUCUAAAGGAACAAGCAAAUACGGUUGUACCUAUGCCUCUGGAUUGAUCUAUUUCCAUAACAUGUGUAUCCCAAGGGAAGAUGAAGAUGUAAAGCAUGUGAUAUGUAACCCUCUCACAGGACAGUAUGUGAUCUUACCUGAGCUUAGAGGUGGUGUUUCGCAUAGCUAUUCGUAUAGCUAUUUAGGGUUUGAUCCGGUUGACAAGGAAUUCAAGGUACUGUUUAUGAACACUUGCGAAUAUAUAGCUUCUAAAGAUACAGAUCAUUAUAUUUUGACACUGGGAACUGGGGAGUUGAGGUGGAGGAAGAUCCAAUGUCCUUUUACACAUGAGCCUCUAUGGGAAAGGGUUUGCAUCAAUGGGGUUUUGUAUUACUUAGCUCAUGCUACUAAUGGAUGGUCUUAUGUCAUAGUUUGCUUUGAUGUUAGAUCUGAGAAAUUCAAGCUCCUUGACCCAAAUUGCAGUUCAACUUACGGUUAUGAACGCCGUUUCAAUGGGAUGAUAAACUACAAGGAGAAAUUAUGUGGGAUUUAUUUGGAUUAUGCUUAUGAUGGUGGGUUUCCCGUUAAGUUGACUAUGAGGGUUCUAGAGAAGCGGGAAUGGUCCAGCUAUGUCUACUCUUUGUCCGCUGAUCAGAGUGAAGUUGUUAAGGUCAAAAAAAAUCUAUCUGUUAUUGGGGUGACUGGUUCUGGUGAUAUUGUUUUGUCCACGAAUUCUGCGUCUAAUCCUUUUUAUGUUUUCUACUUCAAUCCGGGAAGGAACACUCUCCAAGUUGUUGAAAUGCAAGGUGUUGGAGAUGAUUGUGAUUUGAGAUACGCCUAUGUAGAAGACUAUGUAGAGGAUGUUAGUGUUACUGAUGCAAUGCAACUGAAGUCAACCCUUUUACAACUAGGCCGAAACAUUGUUCCCCAGAGGCCAAAACCACAACAACGCCGAGAUACGUCUCUUGAUCUCUCAAGUCUUCUCAAUCUGUGGAAAACGAGGAGCAACUUAUUAUUGUUCCCAAGAGGCCAGAACCACAACGACGUAGGGAUACGUCUCCUGACCUCUCCAAGUCUCCCCAAUCUGUGAAGAACAAGGAGCAGAACGGGUGCGGAUCAUCAUCAGCUAACCUGCUUUAUCGCUCUGUUGGCUUAUUAGCUAUUUUAUGUUUUGGUACACUUAGCUAUGUUAGUUUUGUCCAAAAAAAAAUAGUGUAGCUCUGUCAUUCGACUGGCUUAGCUAAAAAAAGCCUAAAAUUGUCA